AUGCCAAAAGCCAUUUCAAUAUCGAAAGUUGAUGGCAAGCCGGGACAAGUGUACUACCCGCUGUCGCUCGAUGAAGUACCGAAGCCAACCCCGAGGGGCAAACAGGUCGUGGUGAAAAUGCUAGCAGCCGCCCUCAACCAUCGUGACUUGUUCCUGCGUCAGCACCUCUACCCGGCCAUCGCGUUCGGAGUACCUCUUCUCGCCGAUGGCGUGGGUACAGUGGUCAGCCUGGGCAGCGAAGCCAAUCCCGCGUGGAAAGGCAAACGAGUCGUGCUGAACCCGGGCGAAGGCUGGAAGGACAGCCUUGACGGGCCCGAGGACAAAGGCGGAUAUAAGAUCCUCGGAGGGACCAAGACUCUUCCCAACGGUACCCUCCAGGAAUACGUCCUGAUCAACGAGUCUGAGCUUGAAGAGGCUCCCGCUCAUUUGUCCAAUGCAGAGGCCGCGGCGUUGCCCUUGACGGGGCUUACCGCCUGGAGAGCUACGUUUGUCAAGUGUGGUGAGCGAAACCUGCAACCAGGAAGGAACAUCCUGAUCACCGGGAUCGGUGGCGGCGUUGCCCUCGCGGCUUUGGAGUUUGCACGAGCCAACGGUGCCAAUGUCUUCGUCACAAGCAGCAACGAGGAAAAGAUCAAGAAAGCUAUUGCACUCGGUGCCAAGGGCGGUGUCAACUACAAGGACGCCGACUGGGACAAGAAACUACUCGCGCUGCUGCCUGCUGAAAACAAACAGCUUGAUGCCAUUGUCGAUGGUGCUGGCAGCGACGUUGUGUCCCGCGGCGCCAAACUCUUGAAGGCUGGCGGCGUCAUAUCCAUAUACGGCAUGACGGUCUCACCGAAGAUGCCUUUCCUGAUGCAAGCCGUGCUGAAAAACAUCGAGGUCAAGGGCUCAACUAUGGGUUCCAGGAAGGAGUUCAAGGACAUGGUCGAGUUCAUGAAGACGAAGCGAGCACAAGUUGUGGUCUCCCGCGUCGUCCAGGGCCUCGACCUCAACGCCAUCAAUGGACUCUUCGAGGACAUGAAAGCCGCCACCCAGUUUGGGAAACUCGUCAUUGAGAUCUCAAAGGAUGCCGCUGAGAGUAAGUUGUGA
Messenger RNA from Exophiala aquamarina CBS 119918, 1089 nucleotides. RefSeq names its product alcohol dehydrogenase. Bases 1 to 1089 code for a protein of 362 amino acids. NCBI's taxonomy places the organism in Eukaryota, Fungi, Ascomycota, Eurotiomycetes, Chaetothyriales, Herpotrichiellaceae. The record is from RefSeq and is a predicted model, not a curated record. The transcript is spliced from 2 exons. Gene Ontology annotation, molecular function: oxidoreductase activity.